GCCAUGGACCAAAGCUCGCCAGAGCGGCACCAUGGCAUUCGCCCGCGUCCUGCUGGCGGUGGCGGCGGCGGCUUCAGCGGCGCUCCCCGACGCGGGCGCUCCGCAGCCGGCGCGUUCGGCUCUCCCCGCGCCCCGGCUCUUCGCCCCGGCUCCGCCGCGCUCGCCGCCCUCCCUGCCGCUCCAGCACCACCAGCCCGGCGGCGGCGGCGGCGGCGGCUGUCCCCGCGGCGGCGGGCGCUUCGUCAACGUGACCGAGUCCGGCGCCGAGUGCCUGCCCUGGGCGGACGUGCCCACUUUCCUGGAGCGGACGCCGCAGGGCCGGGGGCUGCGCAGCCAGCGCAACUUCUGCAGGAACCCCGACGGCCGCAGCAGGCCCUGGUGCUUCUACAGGAACAGCCGCGGCAGGGUGGACUGGGGCUACUGCGACUGCCGGCAGGGGUCAGUGAGACUUCGAGGUGGCAAAAAUGAGUUUGAAGGCACAGUUGAAGUUUAUCUGAAUGGAAUAUGGGGGACAAUUUGCAGCAGUCAUUGGGAUGAUAAUGACGCAUUGGUGAUAUGUCAACAACUUGAGCUUGGAAAAAGAGGAACAGCAAAGCAAACCCCAUUCUCUGGACUAGGCCCUAUCCCUGUUUACUGGAGUGAAGUACGUUGCCACGGUGAUGAAGAAAACAUCCUGCUAUGUGAAAAACAUAUUUGGCAGGGUGGAACGUGUCCUCAAAAUAUGGCAGCUGCUGUCACAUGUAGCUUUUCUCAUGCCUCUGAUUUUAUCCCGGUCCGGCUGGUUGAUGGGAGCAGUGCUCAUGAAGGGAGAGUAGAAGUCUACCAUUCUGGUCAGUGGGGGACCAUCUGUGAUGACCAAUGGGAUGAUGCUGAUGCUGAAGUAGUCUGCAGGCAGCUUGGUCUUGGGGGAAUUGCCAAAGCUUGGAGCCAAGCUUAUUUUGGAGAAGGUUCAGGUCCUGUGCUGCUAGAUGAAGUACGUUGUACAGGAAAUGAACUGUCUAUAGAACAGUGUCUAAAGAGUUCCUGGCAAGAACACAACUGUGGUCAUAAGGAAGAUGCAGGAGUAUCCUGCACUCCUCUAGCAGAUGGUGCAAUCAGACUAGUAGGUGGGAAAGGGAGCCACGAGGGAAGGUUGGAAGUGCUUUACAAGGGGCAAUGGGGCACUAUCUGUGAUGACGGAUGGACUGAACUGAACACACACGUGGUUUGUCGGCAGCUGGGAUUUAAGAAUGGAAAAAGUUCUUCGGAACAUUUCCUGGAAGAGGCCAUGGGGCCCAUCUGGUUGGAUGAUGUCAGCUGCUCAGGAAAGGAGUCUGCCAUCCUCCAGUGUUCAAAGAGGGAAUGGGGAAGGCAUGACUGUAGCCACCAAGAGGAUGUCCAACUCAGUUGCUAUCCAGAUAACGAGAGCCACAGAAUCUCAUUGGGGCCUCCCAUCAGACUGAUGGAUGGUGAAAAUAAGAAAGAAGGACGGGUGGAGAUCUUUAUCCAUGGCCAGUGGGGGACAAUUUGCGAUGAUGGAUGGUCUGAUAAGGAUGCAGCUGUGGUAUGUCGACAGCUUGGCUACAAAGGCCCAGCAAGAGCAAGGACUAUGGCAUAUUUUGGAGAAGGAAAAGGCCCCAUCCAUGUGGAUAAUGUGAAGUGCACAGGAAAUGAAAGAUCCCUGGCUGAUUGUAUUAAACAGGAUAUUGGCAGACACAAUUGCCGCCAUAGUGAAGAUGCCGGGGUGAUCUGUGACUAUCUUAACAAGAAGGCUUCUGGAAGCAAUAAUAAAGAUUCCCUUGCUUCUGUGUGUGGUUUGCGGUUACUUCAUCGUCGCCAGAAGCGUAUCAUUGGUGGGAAAAAUUCUUUAAGAGGUGGAUGGCCCUGGCAGGUUGCUCUGCGACUGAAAUCAAACCACGGCGAUGGAAGAUUGCUGUGUGGUGCCACUCUCAUCAGCAGCUGCUGGGUGCUUACUGCAGCACACUGCUUUAAGAGGUAUGGCAAUAACACUCGUAGCUACGUGGUGCGAGUUGGAGACUACCACACGUUGGUACCUGAGGAAUACGAGGAAGAAAUUGGAGUGCAAGAGAUUAUUUUGCAUAAGGAAUAUAGGCCUGACAGCAGUGACUACGACAUUGCACUAGUGAGGCUGCAAGGACCGGAGGAACAGUGUGCUAGGUUCAGCACUCAUGUCUUACCUGCCUGCUUGCCACUGAGGCGAGAGAGGCCUCAGAAAACAGCUCCAAAUUGUUAUAUCACUGGCUGGGGUGACACAGGAAGGUCUUACUCAAGAACAUUACAGCAAGCUGCAAUCCCUCUACUUCCCAAGAGGAUCUGUGAAGAAAGGUAUCGGACACGGUUCACAGGAAGGAUGCUCUGUGCCGGUAGCCUCCAAGAACAGAAACGUGUGGACAGCUGCCAGGGAGAUAGUGGUGGACCACUGAUGUGUGAACGCCCAGGAGAAAGCUGGGUUGUGUAUGGGGUAACCUCGUGGGGUUAUGGCUGUGGAGUCAAAGAUUCUCCAGGCGUCUAUACCAAAGUUUCUUCUUUUGUACCCUGGAUAAGUAGUAUGACCAAGCUAUGACCUCACCUGACCCCAAUGUCCAAUAACAGCACAGUCAUUGUGCAGAUGGGGUAUAAGAAGGGUGAGGAUGGGGGCAAUUUUGUGCAUGUGAUCUUUUUUGAAAAUUUUAAUAGGUCAUAUUUAAGGUUGACCUGUUACAUUGAAAAGUACAAGGGAGUGACUGUACUUGUAUAGUGACUCCCUAUAAAUGAAGCUAUCAAAUAGCACAGAUCAGCUGCACAAAUUAAGUUCUGACCACAACAUAAAUGAUCAAUUUAUUUCUACACUUUAUGAAGUUAUUUCCAUAUCUGUGAGCAAAUGUUUCAUUUUUAGACAGACCAUUAAAUGGUCUUAAAGGUGACAGUAGUAUCACUGCCCUGAAAUAUAGGGCACACUGGCACAGUACUUUCAUAUUGAGUUAAACAGCUCUGAUACUGUCAUUGUUCAGUGGGAUUGCUGGAAUAUUCAGAUGCAUUUCUCAGCUAGCUUCCAAAAAGCUGAAUUUUUCAGUAAUUAUUGAAACCCAGUGUGUUUUCAGACAACAAAAUUCCGUAUGAAUCUGUCAUGAAUAUACAGAAUGUAUCCUUUAAGAGCAAGUACUUUUGUACUUAUGACGCAGUAUUACCCUUAAUUAGCUAAUCUGAUCCAUACUAAUUACCUUAGUAGUAAGAUCAUUCCCAUGGCAUUUUGGAAAGUAUUUUAGCUGUGCCAGUAUGAAAAGUGGGUUUCCUGUCAGCAUAUUAUUUAUGUACCUGUGAUGUACAACCAAUAGCUAUACUUUUUACUCAUUCUUGGUGCAAUGUAUUAGCCUUUGGAUGCUUGGCAUUAUGUAUGCAGCUAUGUAUUCAAUUAUUAUGGUUUCAGCAUAUACAAUUCCAGGUUCUGUAGCAAUGAUUAUACAAUACCUCAAAGUUAAAGUAUUACAAUUCUGAUGAAAAAUAAACUGAACCUUCCUUCUAAAAAGCAAAGUCACCCCUCUCCCCCUUUAAUCAUGUAAAAUUGGUGCUAAACAUUAGUUUUCAUACAGUAUUUACAGCCUUCUGUAACUUUGCAGUUUAAUUAGGUCAACAUUAAAUGGGUUUUACUUCAUGAAACAAAAGCUCUUAUUUGUUGAAAUACGAAUUCAAUGCUUUUCAAGGUCACAAUAAACUUCCUAAGCACAUCUUAUAGUAAGGUGCCUUUUGAGGUAUCAAUCCCCAUCCAGUUUUAGAAUGCUACUUUGAGUCCAUCAGCAAGACAGGGAGCAUUCCAUAUUAACAAGGAAUACAUUCCUGUAGUUCUUUUAAGUACUGUUAUCACCCUCUAGUGGACACACAGUGUUUCUACAAUUCACAUUUAGAACCUAGAGCAAGUGGUCAGAACAUCUUGUUGGUGUUUAAGGUGCCACUGGACUAAAAUCCUGUGGUCUCUUCAUAGACCUUGCCUGCUCUGUUCAGUUACUUACCUGGGUCUCAGGUAAAUAGCCAUGUCAGUCUGCAGUAGAAAGCAGGAUGAGAGUCCAGUGGCACCUUUGCGACCAACAAGAUUUUCAGGAUACAAACUUUCAAGAGUUAAAGCUCCCUUCCUCAGAUACUGGAAGGUUAAUUGAAGGAGGUCUCUUCAGGUAUCUGAAGGGAGCUUUGACUGUUCUUGAAAGCUCGUACUGUGAAACUCUUGUUGGUUUCUAAGGUGCCAUUGAACUCAACUUCUGCUAUGCUGGACUAGAUGGAUCAUGAUCCGACUCAAUCCCAUCUGUCUACAAUCAUUGAAAGCGGCAAGGAAAAAAUUCCAUGCCAAAGCAUAAAUAUACCACAAAUCCAGCCUUUCACAUGGUGUGUUGCCACAGCAGACCUUUUAUGGUCCUGUUCUUGGAGACAUGGUAUAACUGAGUUCCCUUUCCCCUUUGGUAAAUCCCCUUUCUACUCUAACCCAGUAUGUAUAUUUUGUGUCUGUGAAACUGGAGAAGGCUGCGUAAAGAUGCGGUCUGUACUUAAACAGAGUACUUUUCACAAUUAACCUAUGAGCUUGAUAAAUCCCAAUAGUGGAAGCGUUGACUGCAUGAAAACUACCUGCAUUUCCAGAUGCUACUGGGUUAAUGAAGGUCAUCACU
Molecule: messenger RNA, 4631 nt
Organism: Eublepharis macularius
Lineage: Eukaryota; Metazoa; Chordata; Lepidosauria; Squamata; Eublepharidae
Gene: PRSS12
Product: serine protease 12
Exons: 13
Coding region: 32-2563 (843 amino acids)
Biological process (GO): proteolysis
Cellular component (GO): membrane
Molecular function (GO): serine-type endopeptidase activity
Source: RefSeq, a predicted model, not a curated record